Hermetia illucens (black soldier fly) is the source of this 1240-nucleotide messenger RNA. Its product is annotated as methionyl-tRNA formyltransferase, mitochondrial. Gene Ontology annotation, biological process: biosynthetic process; conversion of methionyl-tRNA to N-formyl-methionyl-tRNA. Gene Ontology annotation, cellular component: mitochondrion. The transcript is spliced from 5 exons. The record is from RefSeq and is a predicted model, not a curated record. Lineage: Eukaryota; Metazoa; Arthropoda; Insecta; Diptera; Stratiomyidae. Gene Ontology annotation, molecular function: methionyl-tRNA formyltransferase activity. The coding region runs from base 69 to 1142 and encodes 357 amino acids.
UCAACUUAUUUGGCUUCUGCAUCUGACGUUUAUCAGCUGCUGGUAUUCCAUGCACUUAACCAGCGAGAAUGCUGCUUCAAUACGAACGGGGAAUAUUUGUAAAUAGUUUCAAGUAUAAAAGAAGAUACAAUGGUUUAGUGACAGAGUUAAGCAUUCGCUGGAAAUCAACUGGAUUGAAAAUUCUAUUCUUCGGAACUGACAAUUUUUCCUUGCCUAGUUUAAAACUGCUAAAUGAGGAGAGAUCCCGAAGUAAUGCUAUCAAAUCUCUAGAUGUCGUCACAUCAUUCAAAAAACCUAAAAAUGUUGUCCUUAAAUACGCUGAAAAUAAAAACCUGCCUCUACACAAAUGGCCGCUACAACACCUCGUUCCCAAUCGUUUCGAUUUAGGAGUCGUUGUUUCUUUCGGUCAUCUCAUACCAGAGAAAGUUAUUUCUCUUUGUUCUCAAGGAAUAAUAAACGUACAUGCUAGUCUACUGCCAAGGUGGCGAGGAGCGGCGCCGAUCAUUUACGCCCUGAAAAACGGUGAUACGAAAACCGGCGUUACGAUUAUGAAAAUUGAGCCAAAACAUUUCGACGUGGGAGAUGUUUUAGCGCAACGAGAAGUCAGCAUACAUAGCAAUAUGUUUUUACCCGAACUCUACGGGAAAAUGGCUGAGGAAGGUGCAGGUUUACUUGUGUCUACAGUUUUGAAAUUUCCCGAAGCCUUAAAGACAGCAAAAACUCAAGACCAUAGCCAGGCAACUUACGCUCCAAAAAUUACUCCAGAAUUCUGUGAUGUCAACUGGAACCAUAAGACUGCGUUGGAAGUCUUCAACCUGCACAGAGCCCUAUAUUCUUAUAAACACCUAACAACGAAAUGGCAAAUGCACACAAUCAAGCUCGUAGAACUUACAUUGUCCAAUCAUAAAAAUAUAAAUUGCAAACCAGGAUAUGUAGAAUUUUAUCGAACAGGAAAAUGUCUUCGUGUAUUUUGUAAAGAUGGUUCUUGUAUAGAAGUCUCGAAACUUUGUGUGGAAGGAAGAAAAACCAUGUCAGCUAUAGAUUUUAAUAAUGGCUUUUUGAAGGGAUGUUCAAGAGAAAAUCACUACUUUACACAUGUUUUUGAAUGUACUGAAACUUUAAGAGCCACAGAACAAAUUUGAAAAUUUAGUGAUUUAUUGUACAUUGGGACUUUUAUUGUACAAAAUUAAGACGAUUAAUUAAGUUGUAUGCACUCAUUGAAUAAAAAACACCCCUAAUA